Sus scrofa (pig) is the source of this 940-nucleotide messenger RNA. It is a transcript of the gene RPL10L, whose product is annotated as ribosomal protein L10 like. Gene Ontology annotation, cellular component: ribosome. Gene Ontology annotation, biological process: translation. Gene Ontology annotation, molecular function: structural constituent of ribosome. The record is from RefSeq and is a predicted model, not a curated record. Lineage: Eukaryota; Metazoa; Chordata; Mammalia; Artiodactyla; Suidae.
AGGAGAAUAAACCCCUCCGCCUUUCUGCUCUGCGCAUGUGCCGUGUCUCCCACACGCAUGCUUAGAGAGUCAUUGCAUCUAUGGUAGAGACAUUGUGAAAGAACGCCCUCACAUCCUCUAUGGUUUCCUUGUGGGGAGAUAGGCAAUGUAUAGAGGGUGCAUGCGCAAACAAACGUAGAAGGAAACCGUCUCCUCAACUCACCGCAGAGAUUUCAGGUGUUGCCAUGGGCCGCCGUCCUGCUCGUUGUUACCGGUAUUGCAAGAAUAAGCCGUAUCCAAAGUCACGCUUCUGCCGAGGAGUCCCUGAUGCCAAGAUCCGCAUCUUUGACCUGGGUCGGAAGAAGGCAAAAGUGGAUGAAUUCCCGCUCUGUGGCCACAUGGUGUCUGAUGAAUAUGAGCAGCUCUCUUCUGAAGCCCUGGAGGCCGCCCGAAUUUGUGCCAACAAGUAUAUGGUGAAAAGUUGUGGCAAAGAUGGCUAUCACAUCCGAGUGCGGCUCCAUCCGUUCCAUGUUAUCCGCAUCAACAAGAUGUUGUCCUGUGCUGGGGCUGACAGGCUCCAGACAGGUAUGCGAGGUGCCUUUGGAAAGCCUCAGGGUACAGUGGCCAGAGUCCACAUCGGUCAAGUCAUCAUGUCCAUCCGCACCAAGCUUCAGAACAAGGAACAUGUGAUUGAAGCCUUACGCAGGGCCAAGUUCAAGUUCCCUGGGCGCCAGAAGAUUCACAUCUCCAAGAAAUGGGGCUUUACCAAGUUCAACACUGAUGAAUUUGAAGACAAAGUGGCUAAGAAGUGCCUCAUCCCAGAUGGUUGUGGAGUUAAAUACGUCCCCAGUCGUGGCCCUCUGGACAAGUGGCGAGUUCUGCAUUCGUGACAUCUUGGACAGCACUGCCAACUUGGCCAAGCUGGUCUGACUUUUGCUUAACAAUAAAUUUUAUUUACUGG